AUGUUUUCCAAUAUAUGAAUGACUUAGGUGCUCUAUAUAUAUGUUGGUGUCUGUUAUUAACGACUCAAUCAUUAACCUUAUUUGGUGAAGCUUGCAUUGCUAGCUAGCAAGCUAGCACUGAAUCAGUUAAGGUCCAAAAAUGGCAGAGAGUAACCAAAGAGAGCUGGACAUUCAUGAUGAUGAGUUCAUAGAGGUAGAUGACUUUUCUGCAAUUCCAGUGAGCACUGCAUCGCCUCCAGAAAUAGAUUCUGCGGCGCCGCAGGAUCAUGGCGCAUCAGCGCCUUCGAUGCAAACAGAUCAAUCUAAUCCUAGCGGAAUGAGUUCACCGUCUUUGUCGGAGAAGCCGCUUCUGAAUCUCUCUAUAGUGCCUGUAAAUAUAAGAGUAACCCCGAGGUCUUACACUCCCAAUUUCUUCACGCCAUUGGGUAGCCCUAUCAGAAGGGCUAUCCAACUUACCAAGUUCGACCCUCAGGAUGCUUGGCUCCCCAUCACCGAGUCAAGGAACGGCAAUGCCUAUUAUGCUGCCUUCCAUUCUCUUUGCUCCGGUAUCGGAAUUCCGGCCCUUGUGCUUCCCGUCUCCUUCACCGUUCUUGGAUGGACAUGGGGGAUCAUAAGCUUGACGGUGGCGUUCAUAUGGCAGCUCUACACUCUCUGGCUUUUAGUCAAGCUUCACGAAUCCAAGGAAACUGGGAUGCGUUACAGUAGAUACCUCCAGCUCUUCAGCUCCACUUUCGGAGACAAAAUGAAGAACAUCUUCGCCGUCUUCCCCAUCUACUACCUCUCCGGCGGCACAUGCUGUGCCCUCAUCAUAGUUGGUGGCUCCAGCAUGAAGCUCUUCUAUGAGAUCUUGUGUGGCCACGAGUGCACUUCCAAGCCCCUCACUACGGUGGAGUGGUACUUGGUGUUUACGUGCGCCGCGGUGGUUCUGUCUCAGCUCCCCAACCUGAACUCCAUUGCCGGAGUCUCGCUGAUCGGCGCGAUCACCGCCAUUGGUUACUGCACCAUCAUGUGGCUCGUUGCCGUCACGGAGGGCAGGCUCGACGGCGUUUCUUAUGACCCUAAAAAGGAAAACUCCAAUACUGCUAUGAUCUUCAGCAUUCUCAACUCUCUUGGGAUUAUUGCUUUUGCUUUCAAGGGUCACAAUCUUACACUAGAAAUUCAGGCAACUAUGCCUUCAAGUGACAAAAAGCCAUCUCAUGUGCCAAUGUGGAGAGGGGUAAAGAUUGCAUAUUUCAUCAUCGCAUUGUGCUUAUUUCCUCUAGCAAUUGGUGGAUAUUGGGCUUACGGACACUUGAUACCACCAAAUGGGGGGAUGCUUACUGCAAUCUAUCAAUACCACGGGCGCGACACUUCGAAAUUCAUUCUUGCACUGACCAGCUUAUUCGUCGUUGUGAAUGCUGUAAGCUCAUUCCAAAUCUUUGGGAUGCCCAUGUUUGAUGAUAUGGAGUCCAAGUACAUCACUCGCUUUAACAAACCGUGCCCGUGGUGGCUCCGAUCGAUUUCUCGGGCCAUGUUCGGAUUCGGCUGCUUCUUCAUAGCCGUCGCAAUCCCCUUCUUGGGUAGCUUUGCCGGUCUCAUUGGAGGGAUUGCCAUCCCGAUCACCUUUGCUUAUCCUUGUUUCUUGUGGUUGAAGAUUAAGAAGCCCGAAAAGUUCAGCUUCAUGUGGUUGCUAAAUUGGACUCUGGGACUUCUCGGCACCGCUCUCAGUGUCAUACUAAUUGCUGCCGGCAUUUAUGUUGUCAUCGACACCGGAAUUCAAGUCAGCUUCUUCAAGCCUCAAUAAUCUACUCUAUGAUCAGUACUACAUCAAGAUUCAGUUCAUUAAUUCAUUAGGAUUCCCUUGCAUCCCAUAUUCCUGUUGUUUCAUGGUGAUGAUAGAUACAUGCUAUAUUUUGUGAUACAUAAUAAAUCUUAAUAUAUAUCAGUACUUUGGUGUUGUACAGUGGAUUGCAAUUUUGUUAUAUGCAAUGAAUUAGAUAAUGGUAUUGCAAAUUAA
Messenger RNA from Fragaria vesca subsp. vesca, 1996 nucleotides. Its product is annotated as lysine histidine transporter-like 8-like. The record is from RefSeq and is a predicted model, not a curated record. The coding region runs from base 140 to 1783 and encodes 547 amino acids. Gene Ontology annotation, cellular component: plasma membrane. NCBI's taxonomy places the organism in Eukaryota, Viridiplantae, Streptophyta, Magnoliopsida, Rosales, Rosaceae. The transcript has 4 exons.